AUGCAAGGAGUAGGAUACAUCCGGGUCUUAUCUUGUUUGAUAUUCUCCCCACAGAAGGUCGUCACCUUGCGAGGGCAGAAGUACCUUCAGGAGAAUUCCGACGAGGAAGUUGGUGACACAGACUACGUGUUAGACUUGUCUGUGACGUCCCGAUCCCCCAUAAGGAAGUCGGGGGUACAUCCUGAGAACAGCCAGGAGGUCAAUGGAGAGCCGGGGAACCAGCCAGGAACCAGUGACGUGGUGUGGGACAGACUCCACAUCGAAGGGGAAUCUUGGGGUAACUUGUCUGUCUCUGAGAGAGAGAGAGAGAGAGAGAGAGAUGACGAAAGAACUCUUGAAGAAGAGGAGAUGAUGGACGAGGGUAAAAACUUCAGCUCUGAAAGUAAAGACUUAGAGAAGGAAGGAGGCAUGCCCCUGGAAGACCUGCUGGCCUUCUGCGGCUCUGAGCCCGUGCUGCCCGCCGCGGGGGAGCCCAGGGCCCACAGCUCCCCAAGGGAACUUGCCCACCAGCUGCCAGACAUGACACUGGACAAGGAGGAAAUAGCAAAAGACCUGCUGUCAGUGUAUGACGAGGAGGCACCCUGUUCCGCAGACGACCUGGUGCCGUCUCUGGCUUUCCACCAGGCUUCCGACUUCUUCCCAAGGCCAUUACACUCAAAUAUUCCUUGUGAAGGAGAUAAAGAACCAGAGGCUGAAGAUGGUGAAACAGACAGUGGUAACUCACCGGAAGAUGUGAGGAAGGAAGUAAGGAUCGGUUUACAAUAUCAGGCCGAGAUCCCCCCUUACCUUGGAGAGGAUGAUGAUGAUGAUGACCAUGGGAAAGCGUCUGAAGAUGGAGAGCAGCUCCUCUGGCGUCCCGGUGUGGUUGCGGAGAGCACAGUGAAGGAGUACCUUGUCGAUGCCGCAUUCAGAACUGGAAAGGGGAAAAUGGUGGCCGGGGUUUCGGCCCGAGCGCUCACCAGGGACGAUGAGCGGGCAUUACAGGAGCUGCUCAGGUGCGGCCAUAACAUCCAGGAGGCGCUGGAGAGGUAUUGCCGCAGCGGAAAGGCAUCUCAGGAGGGCAUGACUGCGUGGACAGAAGAAGAAAUCCGCAGCUUCGAACAUGCACUCAUGAUCUUUGGAAAAGACUUUCAUCGUGUACAGAAGCACUGGGUGAAGACCAGAACGGUGGCGGAGUGCGUGGCGUUCUACUACAUGCGGAAGAUGGGGAAGAAGUCUGGGCGCUAGGACUGCUUCGACUACUUCCCGCAGCAGAGGCGUUUCGGGAAGAAUCGCUACAACCACCACCCCAGAGUGACGGACUACACGGACCACCUGGUGGAUUGCCGGGAGCCGGUCCAUCCUUGCUGUUUCAACGGACCUGGCCUGGGCAACUUGUUGGCAGUGAAAACCUACUGA
Messenger RNA from Myotis daubentonii (Daubenton's bat), 1398 nucleotides. RefSeq names its product mesoderm induction early response protein 3-like. The transcript has 3 exons. The record is from RefSeq and is a predicted model, not a curated record. Lineage: Eukaryota; Metazoa; Chordata; Mammalia; Chiroptera; Vespertilionidae.